UUGCAUUUUAGUUUUGCGGGCUAAACGGUCACACUGUGCUGCUAAAGCAAUUUUUUCGCAUUAUUCACUUUUUAGUUAAACUUGCAAAAUGCUUUUGCGUUUUGGCAAAGUGAAAACCUAUUAAAUAGGUCCAAGUAAUUGGCAUACACGUAUACACGUCCUCCGUACGCCACACGCCUAGCAACACUGACAGAGAGCUGUCAAAAUUAACAAAAGCUCAAUACUCGCCCUGACAUUGGCAAGAAGCAGCACCAACACGAACCAGCAGCAGCAGCAGCAGUAGUAGUAGCAAAGGCGGCGCAUAGUGAAAAAAGGUCUUAUAGGGCACCGAACAGAAGAGAAGACGACGUACAGCUAUGGAAAGUCCCUGUGAGUCAGAGAGCUCACUGGAUGGUGGCACCAUGCUGCCGCCGAGUCCCGUGUCCAGAGAGCAGCUGCAAAAGCGAAUCGAAUCGCUCACACAACAAAACAAAGUUCUGAAAGCAGAGCUGGACACAUUCAAGACGAAAUGCAAAGUGGUGCAAGAGGAGAAUCGAUUUUUAAAACAGGCAUCGGUUAUAAUCCAAGCGAAAGCGGAGCAGGAAGAGGAGUAUAUAUCCAACACGUUGUUGAAGAAAAUCCAAGCGCUUAAGAAGGAAAAGGAGACACUGGCGCAUCACUAUGAGCGCGAGGAGGAGUGCCUCACAAAUGACUUAUCGCGCAAAUUGGAUCAGCUGCGUCAAGAAAAAUGCAAGCUGGAGCAAACGCUGGAGCAGGAACAAGAGUGCUUAGUCAACAAGCUAAUGCGCAAGAUUGAGAAGCUUCAAGCGGAAACAGAUAAUAAGCAAACAAAUUUAGAGCAGCUGCGACGCGAAAUGGUCGAGCUGGAGAACACACUCGAACAGGAGCAGGAGGCGUUGGUCAAUAAGUUGUGGAAGCGCAUGGAUAAACUGGAAACAGAGAAGCGCUCGCUACAAAUUAAACUUGAUCAGCCGGUCUCUGAUCCAACAACACCACGUGAUAUCACCAAUAAUGCCAACGGCGAUACCGCCACAAAUUUAAGCGCACACAUUCAGACGUUGCGCUCUGAGGUGCUACGUCUGCGUGCCAACCUCGCAACCGCCCAAAAGGAGGAAAAAUCCAUACGGGAAGAGAAUGCUAGACUUCAGCGUAAACUUAAGCAGGAGGUAGAACGACGUGAGGCCCUGUGCCGUCACCUCUCUGAAUCAGAAUCGUCUUUGGAAAUGGAUGAGGAGCGCUUCUAUAACGAAAAUAUUAUGGCUGGCAAUCCAACUGCCGUCAAUGCUCAAAGACAACGCACCAUUAGCAGCCCCGUUUCGCACAGUCCCUCAAGCAGUCGCCCACUCAGUCCAGGCACAGCCGGACAAAAUCGUUGUUAUGCCUGCGGGCAACUUGUGAAUCGUCGCGCCAGUGAACGUUUUAUAAAGCCAGCACUGCCUACGCCCAUGUUGGGGCUAAACACUUCUGCACCGAAUGUGUUGACUAGCGCAAAUCCAUUGAUGGGAACCGGACCCACUGCCAUCUAUAGCGGCACAGCUGCUCCAGGUGUUGGUCAAACGGGCAUGGCAAGUGGUUCUAUGGCUGGCUUGCUAUCAAAUUUGAGCAAUGAACGACUGAGCUUUGGUAGCGCUGGAUUGGGCCAGAGUAAUGUCGCCGCCUGCAGUGCAGGCACAUUUGUGGCCGGCGGGAUUUUGUCUUUGAAUAAUCAGUUAACGGGCACAUCCAGCAGUGCUUCGUCCUCGUCAUCCAAUUUGAUGAACAAUACGUCCAGCGGCAAUUUGAUCAACAGCAGCAGCAACUCAUCUUUAUCGGCAUUCACGCCCACCAACCAGCCAAGUGGUGCAGCCACGGCGUUUAUACAGCCGGCCAGUCCCAUGGACACUUCCGCAUGCAAGGAAUAGUUAGUUACUUAGGCUCUGCUGCCAACAUAUUUCAGACACACACACGCGCAUACAGCACACAGCUAGGCACACAAGAUAGCAACCAACCAGUUUAACGAAAGUAUAAAACAUUAAACCUUUAUAAUGUAAGCUUCUCUCUCUCUCUUUAUGGAGCGGCUCAAAGUCGCACCAUUUAUUUCUAUUUGAUAUCAAAAUCUCUUUAUAGUUAUGGCAACAAACAUAAACACUUUCAAUUAUCUAUAAUAUUCCUACGUGCUUUGGUGGCAGGAAUUACGAAUUACUUAGCGCUAAUGUCUAAGGAUGAAAUAACUUUUUACGUAUGUUUGGUUCGUCUUAACUUGAAUUGAAAAACAAAGAAAGAAAGAAAGCAAGCAAAACGCAAAAUAAAACUUCAGCAUAUGUAAUACCAAUUUCCCACUUUCCCUCGCAUGUAUGUGGGUCUACAAAUUUUUUGAAGUAUGUAUAUGUAAGUCAACAAAUAAAGUUCAACAAUU
Messenger RNA from Drosophila navojoa, 2395 nucleotides. RefSeq names its product coiled-coil domain-containing protein 6. NCBI's taxonomy places the organism in Eukaryota, Metazoa, Arthropoda, Insecta, Diptera, Drosophilidae. The record is from RefSeq and is a predicted model, not a curated record.